UCCAGUGCGCGCAGUUCAUGUAGUUUACUCAUUUCACGCUGUUUUACUCUCCUCCCGUCUCCUCCUUUGGUCCAGUGAGUGUGAGCCUGCAGCAAGUGAUGAUCCCAGCAUCCCUGCCGUUACGACCAGCGCACUGCACAGAUCACACCACCGCGACAAUUCGCGCGGUAUUUUUCUUUUAACGCGCGUUUAAAUGCCACAGUGGAAUAUAGAAUUUUAAUUUGAAUCGCCCGAGCGACCGUUUAUGCAAAUGGACUAACCGCGUACGUGCGACUACAACCGCACACUGGCUGGAACCGCACGGUGUAAGCCACAAGGGACACCGUCUGUACAUCAACGUUACACUGGCCGCAUUCGCACCCUCCGUCAUCUCUAUGGAAACCGAGUACCGUCAGGCAUCCCUGGGCUCUCUGGUGUGUACCCAAGAUGGGGAGCCGAUGAGCUGCCAGACCCCGGGCCCUGUGACGUACCAGCCGGGGACCACCGGGGUCGGAUCCGACUCCUUCCCGUGUCUGCGCCCCCUUACUUUCCCCCAGCCAUCCAAUGAGGAGGCACGGCGCUCGGGAGAGGUCACCGUUAUGGUCAAGGAGAAAGCUGAGAGUGUCGACAGGAUUUGUUCCUCCCCGAACGAUGCUUCUGCCUCCAAACCCAUUCUCUCGUCUCCUCCUCGCCGGCAUCAUUCUCUCCCUCAUACGCACCAUCCACAUGUGGCCCGCACCCGGAUGGGCAGCCGCUCCAGCUCCAUCGCCUACACAGCGUUCUCCCCGCGGCCCUCUAUUUCACGCCACUCCAGCAUCGCCACCAACCCCCCGAUGGACCGCUCCAAACCCAAAGACUACCUCAUCCUUGCUGUCAUCGCCUGUUUCUGCCCUGUCUGGCCAAUCAACAUUGUGGGAUUUGUUUACUCCAUCAUGUCCCGAAACAGUCUAGAGCAGGGGAACAUAGACGGAGCGAGACGACUGGGUCGCGUAGCCAAGCUGCUCUCUGUGGUCUCUCUGGUGGGAGGAGCUGUCAUCAUCGUAGCAUGCGCUGUGAAUCUGUCAAUUAAUGUCAAAUCCUGAAUGCGGUGAGCCUGCCACGAAGCCAGUUUCACAUCAGACCACUGACCCGAACACCACGGCCCAUUUGUUUUGCCCCACUGCUGCUGUGACGGCAAUCACAACGUAGAGAGCAAUCGAUAAUCGGAUGACUUUGCUCUCUGAAAGAACCCUUGGUAAUCUGCACCAACAUGCCAUCCUUCAAACAGAUGGAGCAAGAUACUUCACUGAAGUCUCACACAACAAUGAGAAAAGAGAGUUUUACUCUUGCGUCCGUUCCUUGGCACUUACUCCGAGGCUAUUGGAGUCUCUCACACCAAAACUAUAGCUCAUGCUCUGCAAAGACUGGCUGCACUCACACGCUGUCAUUGAGGAGAAUUGCUGGUAAAGCAAAAGUAUUUGUCCUUCUCCAGAAGCAGAAAACAAGCCAAACCAAUAUACAGACGUGGGUUUGUCAGAUUGUUCCUCCUUUAAAGUAUCUGAUGAGAAACACAAGCCAAUUGUUCUGAAGAUUGUCAAGUGGCUCAUAUGUGAUGAAGUGGAUCUCCUCAGUCGUGAGAAACCUCAAGUAAACUGGAGUCGUGAUCAUGUCCUUAUAUCAGAGACGCACUUAUUGACAACAUUUGUUCAGUUUUCAAAAUCUCAGAGAACCAUUUAUGAGAAGAUCACCUGUGAGUAAAGAAGAGAGAUAUCUUAGUAAAAAGAGUACAAGAGUCAUCUUUUUGUUUAUUUUCUUGUCCUUGUAUACUGUACAUUUUUAAGAAGAUGACAAAAAUUUUUUGAUUUAUUUUCUUCCAUCAGACAUUUGGAGUUUAUAUUGUGAUUCUGUUUUAAAAUUAUUUUACAUUUUUCAUUUAACUGAUGACAAUCAAAUCUUCCUUUCUGUUCAUUUGUCUUUUUCUCAAAAAAAAACAAAAAAAAAAAACUGACUGUUCUUGAACGUCACAAACGUGUAGUCGUGCUUACACAAAAUGUAGCUAACAACCCUAAAAUUGUGUUUUGGACAACCAAAAUAUUGCAGCCGAAAAUAAUCCACACCCCUUUUGAUGAAGCAAUAUGCAAGCACUCACAGUCGAAAUGGAUUUUCAUCACAUCGUAAAAGUGUUUCUGAAAAUAUUAAUCUUUAUAAAAAAAACACACUGUGUCUGCUGCAAACCUUUGUAUUGAACUGUGUUGUUGGGUUAUUUAUAUACACUGUGUAAUCUGAAAUAUCUGUAGCUAAAUGUAGCCAAAUCACAACUGAAUCUUGCAAUAUUGUAUUAAUUAGACGUUGUGUUAAUGACCCCAUCCUGUAGAUCCAAAUGGGACAUUUGGCUGUUAAUACUGAUGAGUCUAUGAGCUUGUGGGGCUCUGGAGGAUUUUAUUGCUCUAGGUUAUGAAUUGUAUAUAAAGAGGAAUGUAUGAUGAUGAGAUUUCAACAUGUGGGAUGCUGGGUUUGUAAUGAGGGCAACUGAUGUCAUCAUUCUCUGGUUGUGAAUGGAUGUAGCUUUUGUGCAUUUCAUUUCUGUUUAGGUACUGCAUAUGCUAUACUACAGAACUUGUGAUAUGUGACGAUUAUAUUUACGGUAGGUCAAGUUGGUUAAUUCCAUGUAUUUCUUUAUAUCGUUUUUUUUCUAAUACAUAUAUUUAUUUUUCCUAAUACCCUUUUGGCACAUGGGAGUACAUAAACAUUCUUGUUUCAAACCACCCUGAUAGAGUGAUAAAGAGCUGAGACUUAUGAAAUAUUUAGCUAUUGUGCACUUAUUUUUGCAUGCACCCUUCUUUCUCAAAUAUUUUGAUAGUCUUGUAAGAAGCACUCUUUCCCUCUAUGUAUCCUCUGUAGGGAAACAGAAUAAAGCAUUAAAAAGAU
Molecule: messenger RNA, 2886 nt
Organism: Labeo rohita (rohu)
Lineage: Eukaryota; Metazoa; Chordata; Actinopteri; Cypriniformes; Cyprinidae
Gene: prrt2
Product: proline-rich transmembrane protein 2
Exons: 5
Coding region: 375-1061 (228 amino acids)
Cellular component (GO): membrane
Source: RefSeq, a predicted model, not a curated record